This is a messenger RNA of Pipra filicauda (Wire-tailed manakin), 2391 nucleotides long. It is a transcript of the gene SLC29A1, whose product is annotated as solute carrier family 29 member 1 (Augustine blood group). Gene Ontology annotation, molecular function: nucleoside transmembrane transporter activity. Gene Ontology annotation, cellular component: plasma membrane. The record is from RefSeq and is a predicted model, not a curated record. The transcript has 13 exons. Bases 163 to 1494 code for a protein of 443 amino acids. Gene Ontology annotation, biological process: uridine transmembrane transport; nucleoside transmembrane transport. NCBI's taxonomy places the organism in Eukaryota, Metazoa, Chordata, Aves, Passeriformes, Pipridae.
GUCCCGGGAGGGCCGGGGACACAGCACCGGCAGCCCCACUGCAGGUGAAGCCCUGGGAGAAGUGCUGGAGCACCCCCUGCGGCGCCGCCCGGACUGGAAAAGAACAAGACGGAGAGCAGCAACAAGACUUGCUGGGACCUGUGCUGACGCUUGCCACACAAGAUGACAGCAAGGGACGGGCCCCAAGAUAGGUACAAGGCUGUCUGGCUGAUCUUCUUCAUCCUCGGCCUGGGAACACUGCUGCCAUGGAAUUUCUUUAUGACCGCCAGGGAGUACUUCAUCAGCCGCCUUAAGGACCAGGAGGAGAUGAGCCAUGUCAGGAACCAGACCUCCCAACCCUCCUACCUGGAGUCCAUGUUUGACAACUUCAUGACUCUCUGCGCCAUGGUGCCCCUCCUCAUCUUCACCUGCCUCAACUCCUUCAUCCACCAGCGGAUUCCCCAGCAGAUUCGCAUCUCAGGCAGCCUGGUGGCCAUUGGGCUGGUGUUUUUAGUCACAGCAAUCAUGGUGAAGGUCCCCAUGGACCCUCUUCCCUUCUUUGUCUUUACCAUGAUCAGCAUCGUCUUCAUCAACUCCUUUGGCGCUAUUCUCCAGGGCAGCCUCUUUGGACUGGCAGGGCUCCUGCCUGCCAGCUACACAGCCCCCAUCAUGAGUGGGCAGGGCUUGGCGGGCACCUUUGCUGCUUUGGCGAUGAUCUUCAGUAUUGCCAUUGGUGCCCAGCAACCCGAGAGCUUCAUCGGUUACUUCACCACGGCCUGUGUGGCGAUCGUGCUGGCAAUCUUCUCCUACAUCAUUCUGCCUCGCAUGGAUUUCUUCCGAUACUACUCCAUGAAGGACAAGACAGAGUACCGUGUGUACAAUGCGGAGCUGGAGACCAAGAGAGACCUGAUUAAGAAAGAUGAGAAUGGGAUGGAGCAGAAUAACUCAAAGGUCAUCCCUAUCCACAACCCUGAUGAGAAGCCCUCUGUCGUUGCUAUUUUUAAGAAGCUCUGGGUCAUGGCUCUGUCUGUCUGCUUCGUCUUCACUGUCACCAUCGGCGUCUUUCCUGCCAUCACAGCUAAGGUGUCCACUGUCCUCGGAAAGGGAAACACAUGGGGUCUCUACUUCAUUCCUGUCUCCUGCUUCCUUCUCUUUAAUGUCUUUGACUGGACGGGACGGAGUCUCACUGCCCUCUUCACAUGGCCCGGGAAGGACAGCUGCCUCCUGCCAGUGAUGGUGGUCCUCCGUGUCAUCUUUGUCCCUCUUUUCAUGCUGUGCAACGUGCAACCCCGUUACUACCUGCCUGUGGUGUUCUCUCAUGACGCCUGGUACAUCAUCUUCAUGAUCUUCUUCUCCAUCUCCAAUGGCUACCUGGCCAGCCUCUGCAUGUGCUUCGGGCCCAAGAAAGUGCUUGUGCAUGAAGCAGAGACAGCUGGAGCUGUCAUGGCCUUUUUCCUGUCGCUGGGCUUGGCCCUAGGAGCCGCAGUCUCCUUUCUGUUUCGAAUUCUCAUCUAGCAGAGGCACACAGAGGAUGCAGGGACACCAAGAGAUGGCUCCGCAUCCUCCUCCGAGGCCCUGGACACCUCAGCACUGUGGGAAAAUAACACCUCAUGCCUGUCCCUGCCAAAUCACACUGCCACAGCAGACGUUACACCAGGGAUGGUUCCACUCCUGCAGGGUUGGCCUGGCUCCUGCCACGCUCGGCUGUGUGACGCCUUCAGGCCUACGUGCCUUCUCCUUCCCCAUGCUGUGUGUGUCGUAAGACCCCCAGGAUCUCAGAGAGGUCCAGCUGCCUCCCACACUGCAUAACUUCCCCAGCUCAAGGCCAGAAGCCAUUUUCAGCCUCUUCCUCUCUGACAGAAUGGAAGGCUGGUAUCCAGUGUUAUUCCUUCUCUUGCCCCUGUCCCCAGUGCAGCUAGAGACUUGCUCUCCUCUCCUCUCUUCCAGGGGGCCUGCAAAUAUCCCACACCCCUUCUCCUGCUGGUAAGACUUGUGAAUAGGGAGGAGACCCCCAGCCAGCCUCACUAUCCCUGCUCUCUGCUAGACGCACAUCCCUCUGUGAAGUGGUAUCCCAGGGGCAUAGACAUCUGUGUCCUGCCCACAUAAAGACCCAAUACCGUGGCCAGGCUGAGGGAGGAGGAGGUCUCCACACCCCACCUUCUCCCACUGUCCUUGCCUCUAUUCCCUUUUGUGGUUUGGUUUUUUUUUUUUUUUUUGUGAUUCUGCCAUUGUUUUUCAGCCUCCUGGUUGUAUGACAGGAGGUCCCACUGUGGGCUGCAAGAAGAGGCAGCAAUUCCCUUCCCACCAAGGCUGCAGGGGGGGGGGGCUCACAUCUCCCUUGGCUUUCCUGUCCCUUGUCUGUGUAAAUGUGUCUGUACAGUUGCCGUUUUCUAUAAAAAGACCAAAACGUUC